This is a messenger RNA of Aspergillus calidoustus, 258 nucleotides long. The record is from the annotation of a GenBank genome assembly. NCBI's taxonomy places the organism in Eukaryota, Fungi, Ascomycota, Eurotiomycetes, Eurotiales, Aspergillaceae.
AUGCAAAAAGCGCAUACAAAGAAGAAUGACAGCGGAACGCGAGAUAUCAGGCCCACAAGUGCAGCAUUCGCCAAUGACAGCUCUGAGUCUCAGCCCAUUCUCUAUCGGCACGAUAAUAGAACCCUGGGAGGGAUCAAUGUUCCAGUCUGCCCGGGGAGCCUAAUGCCAAGCUUCGAUGGCUAUUACGAAACUGAUGGCCCUUAUCAAGGUCCUGUCUGGGCCUUGGCUCGAGGCCAUGCUGUCCAAGACCGUGGUUGA